AUGUCUCCUCACAAGACCGCAUCUCCAUUGACGAGCACCUUCCCUUCCGCUUUGGCUCAUCACUCUCACUCUUCCAAUCCAGCGAGCCCCGCGACCACGAAUGAAUCCAUCUACUCGCAAACCCAAUUCAGCUCUUCCGAAACCACAUCUCUCUCCUCUAUUGAGGAUGCUCCUCCCACUAUCAGAGCGCUGAGGCCUGGUAUCUACGUGCCUACCGUGACAUUCUUUCGAGCAGAUAACGAAGACCUUGAUCUGCCCACAAUCGCAAAACAUGCAGUCAGACUUGCACGGGCUGGUGUUGCGGGCAUCACAACGCAAGGUUCCAACGGCGAGGCUGUGCAUCUAUCUCACCAAGAGAGGAAGCAAGUGACACAGACGACCCGCCAGGCGUUGAACGAUGGAGGUUUUCACAAUGUGCCGAUUAUUGUCGGGUGUGGAGCACAGUCAACUCGUGAAACCAUCGAGCUCUGCAACGAAGCAUUGACAAGCGGAGGAGACUAUGCACUAGUCCUCCCGCCCUCCUACUUCAAGGCAAUGCUCAAUCAGGAUUCGCUGCUUGACUUUUUCCGAGAUGUGGCCGACGCGUCCCAAGUGCCCAUUCUUAUCUACAACUAUCCGGCUGCUUCGGGCGGAAUUGAUUUCACAUCAGACACUAUCAGCAUCCUAGCUAAGCAUCCUAAUAUUGUCGGCUGCAAACUUACGUGUGGUAAUACGGGGAAGCUGGCUCGCAUUGCAGCGGCGACAGCAGCAGCUACGCCUACCGAUCCAGGAUCUGGCUUCAUGUGCAUGGGAGGCUCCACAGACUUCACACUUCAGACUCUAGCCGUUGGUGGCUCGGGUAUUAUUGGUGGAAUGGCCAACAUUGCACCCAAAGCGACCGUGAAGAUUGUUGAAUUAUGGGCGAAAGGAAAUCUAGCGGAGGCGCAAAAAUUGCAAGCUGUGGUCGCUCGAGGCGACUGGGCAGCGAUCUCCGGAGGCAUUGUGGGAACCAAAAGCGCGUUGCAGACGUAUUUCGGCUACGGUGGCUUUGGACGCAAACCACUCCCCAAGCCAUCCACCAAAGAGGACUCAGCCUUUGCGAGCAGCUUCAAGGAGUUGGUGGAUCUUGAAAAGACUUUCGACUGA
This is a messenger RNA of Bacidia gigantensis, 1125 nucleotides long. RefSeq lists its product as uncharacterized. NCBI's taxonomy places the organism in Eukaryota, Fungi, Ascomycota, Lecanoromycetes, Lecanorales, Ramalinaceae. Gene Ontology annotation, molecular function: 4-hydroxy-tetrahydrodipicolinate synthase activity. The transcript has a single exon. Bases 1 to 1125 code for a protein of 374 amino acids. The record is from RefSeq and is a predicted model, not a curated record.